Molecule: messenger RNA, 4614 nt
Organism: Zootoca vivipara (common lizard)
Lineage: Eukaryota; Metazoa; Chordata; Lepidosauria; Squamata; Lacertidae
Source: RefSeq, a predicted model, not a curated record
UAAAGGUAAAGGGACCCCUGACCAUUAGGUCCAGUCGCGACCGACUCUGGGGUUGCGCACUCAUCUCGCAUUAUCGGCCGAGGGAGCCGGCGUAUAGCUUCCAGGUCAUGUGGCCAGUAUGACAAAGCCGCUUCUGGCGAACCAGAGCAGCGCACGGAAAUGCCGUUUACCUUCCCGCUGUAGCGGUUCCUAUUUAUCUACUUGCAUUUUGACGUGCUUUCGAACUGCUAGGUUGGCAGGAUUUCUAUACCGCUUUAUAAUUUUAAGAAAAAUCUCAAAGCAAUUUACAGCAUAUUCAGUCAACAAAACAUAAAUAAAACAAUCUGAAUAAAGUCAAAUAUAGAGUAUACAGUCAAAGCAACAUAACAGAAAACUAAAAUAUUGUCUUAAAGAUUUCAAAAUAAAAUAUUUCAAAGGAGGUCAACUACAGAAUACAGUACAUAUUUAACAUACAGUAGUAGGGCUGGGUGAGUCUGGGCCCUGCCCCCUAGGUCAGGUGGAAAGGGCCUUGCAGGGAGCGGCCUUCAUGCCUCACAGCCGGGCGAUGUUCCUCCGGCCUCAUGAGGAGCCUUUUCAGUAGAGCUGGUUCGAUGAUGCCCCAUACAGAGAAAGAGUUGAAUGACCUUCUUAUUUGUAAAGAAAAAGAACUGAAAGAGCUCCAAGCUCAUCAAAUCCAUUUUCAGAAAACAUCACUUCAUGAAACCAGAAAGCAGCUUCAAGAAAUGCAUAGGAAAUUCAACAGUUUAAAGGAAGAUUUCACCUAUAACCUUAGAGUCUUAGAGGAGAGAGAUAGAGAGCUGGAACGCUAUGAACGUUUGUUUAUACAGUUGAAAAUGGUUGAAAAUGCUAAAGAGGCAGAGGUUAGUGAUCUUAGAAUACAAGUGGAUAAGCUGCAGCAAACACUUGCCAAGGAAACAAAGAAGCAAGAGUCUCUGCAAUACCAAUACCAUCAAAAGCUUAAAGAACACCAGUUAGAGUUGGAGCGGCUUCACAGUUCUAAGGACUCUGAUAUCAAUCAGCAUCUUCAGGAGUAUGGGGAUAUGAAGCAGCAACUAGAGAGAAAACUGCAGGAAGUAGAAUGUGAACUUGCUUUGCAAAGACAGGAAUUUCUAGUUGAAUUUGAUUCAGAAAUGAAAAAGAGAGAGCAUGAGUUUCGACGGAAAGCGGAUGAAAUGAGCAAUUUAGUUCUGUCUCAUGAGCUUAAGGUGAAGCUGUUGACCAAAGAAUUGGAGGCUUUGAAAGAGGCUGGAACAGAAGUGGCAGAAUCAUUGAAAAUGGCAGAAGCAAGAAACUUGGAGUUAGAGAAAGAAGUCAAAUGCAGGGAUUGGGAAAUAAAGGAUCUCGCAGCUGUGAAAGAUGCUCAGAUACGGGAUUUAGAAAGAAAAAUCGAUUCAGUACAGCUGAGCUGGAAAAAAGAAAAAGAAACAUUUGAGAGAAAGCAUGCAGCAAUAGAUCACUUUGCCAGGGAAAAGGAUGCAUUACUUGCUUCAAUAAAGGAGGCCCAUACUGAGCAGAUACGGAAAUGGGAAAAUCAAGUCCGAGACCUGCAAAUAAAUAAGGAAACUUUGGAAAUGGAACUGCGUCAGGCAGAAUGGAGGCAUACAGAGGUCAAGAGAGAGAAAGAGGCUGUCAUUGAAAAACUUGAACAAGAGCUGGAGGCAUUGAAAACAAGCUGGGAUUCUCAAGUAGCUCAGAUAUCCAGGGAGACAGUUUCAAAAGACCUUCAGAUUCAAGCGCUGCAACAAGAAGAGGUGAAGCUAAGAGCACAACUGUCUAGCAUACUACAAGAUAUUGAAAGGUAUAAACAGCAGCUCUCAUUAGCAGCUGAGAGAGAAGAGAGUCUGGAAAGGGCCAAAGUACAAAUCGUGCUGGACUGGCAGCGGCGUUACGAGAAUGCUGAAAGGAAUCAAUAUCAGAAAUCAGAGGCUCUAAUACAGAACCUGUCAACAGCUAGGGACCAGGUUACUGCUGAACUACAGGCAAAGGAACUGAAAUUGCAUGAAAUGGAAAUGGUCCUAUCUUCUGUAACACUUGAGAGGGACCAAGCUGUUCAGGAACUUCGAAAGCAUGGUCACAUGCCAAAAGGAGUGAGACAGGAAACUGUAGGAACCACUGAACCAGGUUUUCCUUCUGCUGAUAUAAAGAGGUUACAAGAGCAAAACAGUACCUUGCGAUCUGUUAUUGCAGAAAUGAGGAGAGAAAUGGAGACCCUUAAUAUUCAGGCACUUUCAUCUGACCAAAGCAAAACGGAAGCACAAGAUGCUGACUAUGUUCAUUCCUUGGAAGAGGAGAUCAGAGUGUUGAAGAAAAAAUGUGAAGACAUGGACAAACAAAAUGAAGAUGCACCUGAAGUUCAUGGAAAGUUAUCUGUAUCUUCUCUGAAAUCAUCCAGUUGUGAUAAAAAUACUCAGACUUCCUACCACAUUACCAUUGGACGAGACAGUACAUUGCAUCCAGAUGAAAUUGCUACCAAGACUGCUUUGGAAAAGCAAAACAUAAAGAAAAAUACUCAGGUGGAUUCAGUGAGAACACAAGAAACACAAGUGAACUCAGUGGCCAGGAAGCUUCAGGAGGACUCUGUACAUCUCACGCAACAGUUAUUUGGCAUGGAGGCUGGUGAUGGACCCCAUCAACAUAUAGGAAAUUAUGCACAAGGGAGGCAAGGUAGAUUGAAGGAAGCUGUGAGAAAGAUCUGCAGUUUGAGCAAAGAGAAGCAUCAGCUACUAGAGAUGGUAAACAGACUAAGAGCAGAACUUGGAGCAGCUUCAAAGGAAGGAUUUCUAGGCUCUCAGGAUUUCAAGAUUUCAAAGCAUCCUCAGGGUCACACUUCAUCUUGUGCCCUACAUCCUAAAGAAUUUGUCAGGGAGACCAAGCACCGUCUUUUGGCUUUAGAGCACCUCCAGUACCAGCUUACAACACAGAACUGGCAUGCAGCUCCUGGAAGGUUGACCAAGGUGGAAUGCAGCCCUUGCACCAAAGAAGAUCUCUGUGAACAGCAAUCACUUCCAUGGCAUGCUGGAACACAGUUGGCUGCAACUCUGACUCUUCUAUCAUAAAAGACAGCUCAAAGUAUUGGAGGAGUGUGAUAUUACAAGGUUUGAACUGCAAGACGUUGGCUGUUCAGUUGAAAGACGCUUGAGUAAACGUAGUCCAGGGAAGGCAAGUUGGGUUUUUUUAUUUUCAUGCCUGGAAAUUGUGGGAUCCAGCUAUAUUUGCUGUCUUGUAUGGCAGUGAUUCUGUGCAUUCUGUGUAUUCCUGGCUGGGAGGACUGGGAAGGCUCUGAGAUGAAGAUGUCAGCAGAUCUAUUUGAUUAUCUCUUUUAUGCACUAAGAAGGACACUGUGUGAGAUUCCACACAUAGAGUCCCUGGGAUUACUGUGAUUCCCAUGAGUCUUUGGAGUCAAUGACCUACAUCAGGCAUGUCCAACAGGUAGAUCGUGAUCUACCGGUAGAUCACUGGACAUCUGUGGCAGAUCACUGGUAGAUCACUGCUCGCCCCAAAGAAGCUCAACAACUUUGGCUUCCCUAAAAAGCUCAACAACUUUGCCCCGCCCUCCUAAAAAAACAGGGCUUUCCUCCUCCCUAAAAAAAGCUUAACAACUUACCCCAAAAAGGGGUAGAUCACUGCCAGUUUUUAACUCUGUGAGUAGAUCGCAGUCUCUUGGGAGUUGGACACCCCUGACCUACAUGAAGCAAGUCUAGAGAGACAGUCAUAGAACAGCCAACUGGCUCAUGAUGUAAAAUUAAACCAACAGAAUUGGCUGCUCUGUCCAGUGCCUCUCCUCAGUUUGCAAGGGUAGUGAAGUCUAUAGCUAGUCACCUCUUUCAGUUAUGGGAAGAAAUAAAGAACAGGGAAACUUAAAUUCUGUUUUAGAAUUUCUGUGAAAUGAAGUACCAUUGAACUCGAUGGAGCUUACUUCUGGGUAGACAUGUAUAGGAAUGUAAUAUUAGGAUGGGUUGGGUGGACUGAGGAGAGGAAUUGAUUGGUUGUUUUUGCUCAUUUUAAUAAAAAUGUAUGCUAUACAGCCAUAUGAAGCCUAAAAAGAACAACAAAUAAAUUGAGACUGUAAUAUAUAUAUAGUAAUAUAAUUACAAACAAAAGACACCAUCAGAUUAGUAGCUAAAUUUUAGAAAAUGUAGGCAAACUGAAGUGCUAUAAUGAUAAAAAGAGCUUUUAUGAGAAGACAAGGCUUUUGGGAGUACCAGCCCAACCUUAGUAAAAAAACAACAACAAAAACCUGUCAUCUAACAGUGAUCCCUUAUUAAAAUAUUUAUAAGUGAUAUAGAAUUGUUUUAGCUUUGUAACUGAAGAGAAUUCAUUGAUGGUGCACUGAAUUGCAUGUGCUCCAGUUUGUUAAUGGGGUUUGGCAUGCAUAAGCGGAUGCAUGGCCGCAGUCUUCCAGGGCAGUGCAAUCACUGGAGUUUGGGACUGUAAGUAGAAAAUCAGUUUUGACCACCACUGUUAAUGGAAGUACGUUAGGGAAUGAGAGCUUUAUCUGUUCUUUUCCUGAGAAUAUUAGUGCUUAACCCACCCCAUUUUAUUAAAACAUAUUUCUAGAUAAUUGAGAGAAGCUUGUAAGAAAUCAAACCUACUAAUUUAGACUGUUCCUUUUCA